Messenger RNA from Caenorhabditis briggsae, 312 nucleotides. The coding region runs from base 1 to 312 and encodes 103 amino acids. NCBI's taxonomy places the organism in Eukaryota, Metazoa, Nematoda, Chromadorea, Rhabditida, Rhabditidae. The transcript is spliced from 2 exons. Gene Ontology annotation, molecular function: protein binding. The record is from RefSeq and is a predicted model, not a curated record.
AUGACUGACAGAGAAUUCACUCUGAAACAUGUAUUCAAUGAUGUCGGUAAACUAGAAAAUGGACAAAAUCUCUAUAGUCCAAAAGAAGAACAUUUUGGGGUCGAUUGGAGAAUUAACAUGGAAACAGAUGAUAACCAUCUCGGGAUUUUUUUAAUCCAAUAUAGCGCUAUAAACCAAGAAAUUGGCGUUGAUUGUAGCAUGAAAAUUGUUUCAAAAAACAAGGAAAAGACUUGUUCAAUGUCUAUUAGUCUCAAAAAAGAACAAAACUGCAAUCAUAUGCUACUUACAAACCAAAGUCACCCAAAAGUUUAA